Molecule: messenger RNA, 939 nt
Organism: Diversispora eburnea
Lineage: Eukaryota; Fungi; Glomeromycota; Glomeromycetes; Diversisporales; Diversisporaceae
Source: the annotation of a GenBank genome assembly
AUGGAAACUUCUCCAUCAAUUGUAUCAAAUAUCACUGCUCCUCAUGCCCCGGUAGAAGUUCGUUCUUCUUCUAUCCUUCAAGGUAACAAUAAUAUGGAUAUAGAUUAUGUAUAUGCCCCAUUUGAUCGUCCCCCUUCAAGAUUAGGUCGCCGUACUGUUCCCACUACUAAACAACAUAAAAAUUCCAGAAAAAUUUCAAAUAAACGAAGAUCUUCAUAUAUUUCAAUUGAACGUUUAAAAGUUGAUAAUUCUUUCUUAAAAAAUCAAAAUCUCAAACUUUCAUUAGAACUGGAACACUCUAGAAUAACCAUUCAAGCUUUAAAAAAUAUUGUUAAUCAAAAGGAUAUGACUUUACAAAACUUUCGUAAUGAAAAUCAAAGUGCAAUACUUAAAAUUAGAGUAUUAGAAACUUUUAUAUUAAGUAAACAUGCUAAAGAUGGUAGUAUUAUAGUUAGAAGUAAUAAUGGAGGCUGGAUUAAACCAAAACGUCAAAGACGUUGGUCAAUUGAUUUUGGUCCUCGUAAUCAUCUAUCAUUGGAUGAUGAUGUUGACACUACAUUAUCAACUUCUUCGCGUCGUUCACCUACCUCAACAAUAUGUACCAAUGAACAGCGAUCUACGGAAUCAUCACGUGGUGGUAUGCUUAAACGUAAAACCGGAGAUAUUAUUCAAUCCUUGGCAUCAUGUCGUCCCACAAGUACCAAAAUUGGAUAUGAUUCGGAUUCAGGAAUUAGUGGCGAGGAAAGUGACCCGGAAGUAGAAGAUUAUGAAGAUAUUAAUGAACAAGUUAUUAACGAAAAAUUACAAAAACAACGAAAACUAGGAAAACGUUUUCUUAGAAUAUUUUCUUCAUCUCUAACCAAUAAUACUCUUACGAUCAAUCAAACUCCCACAACAAUGACAACAUCUGUUACUCGUAAUUCACAAAGUCGUCAAUAG